Messenger RNA from Apis laboriosa (Himalayan honeybee), 4272 nucleotides. RefSeq names its product eukaryotic translation initiation factor 3 subunit A (gene eIF3a). Gene Ontology annotation, cellular component: eukaryotic translation initiation factor 3 complex, eIF3m; multi-eIF complex; eukaryotic translation initiation factor 3 complex, eIF3e. The coding region runs from base 117 to 3416 and encodes 1099 amino acids. Gene Ontology annotation, molecular function: translation initiation factor activity; mRNA binding. Gene Ontology annotation, biological process: formation of cytoplasmic translation initiation complex; translation reinitiation. The record is from RefSeq and is a predicted model, not a curated record. The transcript is spliced from 5 exons. NCBI's taxonomy places the organism in Eukaryota, Metazoa, Arthropoda, Insecta, Hymenoptera, Apidae.
GUCCGCUGUGACAAACGUCGCGUGGUAAAAAAAAGUAAAUUCUAGAUUUUACAUAUAUAUUAGCGGAUUUUGCGAUAAGUUGUAUGGUGUGAAAUUAACUAUAUCCGUCUGAAAAAAUGGCGCGAUAUGGACAAAGACCAGAAAAUGCUCUAAAAAGAGCAAAUGAAUUCAUUGAAGUAGGAAAGCCAGCUCGAGCAUUAGAUACCUUGCAAGAAGUCUUCCGCAACAAAAAAUGGACAUACAAUUGGUCAGAAUCGGUAUUAGAACCUAUAAUGUUCAAAUACCUAGAUUUAUGUGUAGAAUUAAAAAAAUCACAUAUAGCAAAGGAGGGCCUAUUUCAAUAUCGAAAUAUGUUCCAAUCAGUGAAUGUUGGAAGUUUAGAAAAUGUUAUACGUGGAUAUUUACGUAUGGCAGAAGAGAAAACAAAUCAAGCACGAAAGCAGAGUCAACAAGCUGUUAUAGAUAUAGAUGAUCUUGACAAUUUAGCCACUCCAGAAAGUAUUUUAUUAUCGGCGGUUAGUGGUGAAGAUGCUCAAGACCGAAGCGACCGCACUAUCCUCACACCAUGGGUGAAAUUUCUAUGGGAAUCUUAUUGCCAGUGUUUAGAAUUAUUAAGAACCAAUGCUCAUGUUGAAACAUUAUAUCAUGAUAUUGCACGCAUGGCCUUCCAAUUUUGUCUUGAAUAUAAUCGUAAGACUGAAUUUCGUAAAUUAUGCGAAAAAUUACGAAAACACUUAGAAGAAAUUUGUAAAUUACCAGCGCUUGUUUCUAAUGUUUCCAUGAAUAGAGCUGAGACACAACAACUGAACUUAGAAACGCGAUUGAACCAACUUGAUUCUGCAAUACAAAUGGAGUUAUGGCAAGAAGCAUUCAAGUCCUCUGAAGAUGUACAUGGUAUGAUGAAUUUAUCUAAGAAACUUCCAGUACCAAAAACCAUGGCCAAUUACUACCAAAAAUUGGCUAUGGUUUUCUGGAAAGCAGGAAACUAUCUUUUCCAUGCUGCCGCAUUAUUUAAAUUGCUGCAGCUUUCCCGUGAAAUGAAAAAGAAUAUGUCUUUGGAGGAACAACAAAGAAUGGCCAAUCGUGUCUUAUUGGCUACCUUGUCUAUCCCACUGCCAUCAGCUCAUCCUGAAUUUGAUCGUUUUAUCGAAACAGACAAGAGUCCAUUAGAAAAAGCUCAAAAACUCGCAACGCUUUUAGGACUUACACAACCACCAACAAGAGUUUCCUUACUUAAAGAUAUCGUUCGUUUAAAUAUAGUCAAUUUAGCAUCACCGCAAUUACAAGAAUUAUAUUCGUGGCUUGAGGUUGAGUUUCAUCCUUUAGAGCUAUGUAGCCGAGUAGAUUCCGUUAUUCAGACGCUACAAGCAGAUGAAAGCAGUCCUUUGAUUCAAUAUAUCCCAGCCUUGCAAGAUGUAACUCUUGUACGUUUAGUUCAUCAGAUAUCACAAGUUUAUCAAACAAUAAAAUUUGCUAGGCUUUUGGAACUAGCUAAAUUUACGACAGAUUUCCAUUUGGAACGUCUACUUGUAGAUUGCGUUAGAUACAAUGAUAUGCAAAUAAGAAUUAGUCACGGGAAAAAAUGUGUGCAUUUCGGAGUCGAUUUGUCGGAAGCGCAGAGGGAAGAUCAUCCUGAUGGUCCCGUGUUACAAGCAAUGCCUUCUGAACAAAUUCGUUGUCAACUUGUAAAUAUGGCUACUGUAUUACAUCGUGCAAUUAAUAUUAUUAAUCCAAAUAAAAAAAAGAUGGAGCGUGAAAAAUUACGUGCCGCCAUGGUAAGCCAUUAUCAUGAAACCAAAAUGAAGGAACAUCAAAGAAUAUUAGGAAGGCAUAAAAUUAUAGAGGAAAGAAAGGAAUACAUAGAACAUAUAAAUACAGUUCGUGAAGAAGAAGAGAUGCGAAGACAAGAAGAAUUACAAAGACAGCAAAUGUUAGCAGAACAAAAAAGACUUGAACAAGAGAGAGAAGAACGCGAGAGAAAACGACAACAAAGCGAGAUCCAACAGAUUAAGGAUCGUCAUUUGAAAGAGAAGAUGCAACAAAUAUCUCAAACUAGUCAUGGACAGAAAGUUUUAAAGAAAUUGGAUGAGGAUGAAAUCAAGAAAUUAGAUGCAGAACAAAUCGCAGCUCGAGAAGCUGAGGAAUUGCAGAAAGAACGUAGGGAAAUGCAACAAAAAUUAAAAUCUCAGGAAAAGAAAAUUGAUUACUUGGAACGUGCCAAGCGUUUAGAGGAAAUUCCACUUUUAGAAAAAGCAGUUGAAGAAAAAAUGGAAUUAGCUAAGCAACGUUGGGAGCAGCAAGAAGCUGAAAGAAUUGCUGCGGCUAUCGAGGAAAGACAGCAGGCUGUCGCGACUCGUGAACGUAUGGCAAGAAUGAAAGAAGAUCAUGAUAUUUUCCUGGCGAAGAUUUUGGCCGAGCGUAAGAGUAUUUAUUUAGAAAAACUAAAAGAAUUCGAAAAAGUGCUGAAUGAAGAACGAGUUAGCAGAUUGUUAAAACGUAAGAUGGAACGUAAAGCUGAACGCAAAGCCAAAUGGGAGAAGGAACGAGCUGAAGCUAUUGAAAGAAGACGUCUAGAAGAAUUACGAAUCAAACAAGAAGAAGAAAAACGACGUUUGGAAGAAGAAAGAGCUAAGAGAGAAGAGGAAGAAAGAUUAAGGCGUGCAGAAGAAGAAGCAAGGGAAGCUGAACGUUUAGCCAAAAUUGAAAAACAAGCAGAGAUUACUAGAGCUAGAGAAGCCGAAAUAGAACGAAAAUUAGAAGAGGAGAGACAGAGAGAUAAGGAAAUAUCUGAUAGGUGGAGACGUGGAGAUCGUCAUCGUAUGCAAGAAAAACCAGUCGAAAUGUCAUGGCGUCGUCCUGUUGAUGCAAAAGAUGACGGUAUUAAAGAAGAAUCGACUCGUUGGAAAAGACGAGACGCAAGAGAUAUGGACAAUAAAUGGCGUAAGGAUGAUGAUAAACCGAAAAAAGAUACCAACGAAAGAUGGAGAAAAGAUGAUUAUGAUAAAGAUGAUACAAGGGAUAAUAGAGAUCGAAUAGAUAAAGAUCGUGGAAUGGAUGGACGUUCAAUGCGUGAUAUUUCACGUGAUCCAAUAUCUGAUGGACCUCGUAAUCGUGGUAGAAUGCCUGAUCGCCGUGGUGGUGGUGGUGGUGGUAGUGGCGGUGGCGGUGGUAGUGGCGGCGGUAGUGGUGGUGGCAGUGGUGGUGGUAGUCAUCGUCGUGAAGAAACGAUGCGUAAUAUUAGCAGUCAAAAUUGGCGCGAUAAAAGCGAUGCAAUACAAAAUUCACCUCGAGACUUACCAAGACGUGAUGAAAAACGAGAUGAUUCUAAAGAUGACAGACUUCCACCAAAACAUGACGAAAGAAAACGACCACCAGAAGAUGAUGGACCAGGUUGGUCACAGGUGAGCCGACGUUAACACGGGGUCAGCAACAAUCUAUAGAAACAACGUUAUUAUUCUUCAAGAACAGUGCAUAAUAUGCAGUUAGACUUUUGCCUAAAAGUACUUGAUGGGCCCAACUCUACUGUUUUGUGCACCAUUUCAUUUCUCUCCGAAUAUACUUGUAAUAAGAGUAUCGGGAAAAAGCACAAAAAUGUAUGGGUCAUAGCCAAUUCAUACAUUCGUCAUAAGUUAAAAAAAAAGAAAUGCAAUGUUAAUAGCCAAUGAUAAGAUUAAGUUUUUAUGAUUUUUCUAAUAUGACAAGAAUUCGACUAAAUCGACUACACUGCAUUAUGUUUAUUAGAUUUGUAAAAAAAAGAAAGUGAAAAAACUCAGAAAGCUUGAAUACAGUAUAUAUAUAUAUAUAUGAAAUAUGAAUUAAUGUACAGAGAAGAAGGGAUUGGAGAAUAGUAUGAAUAUUGACGAUAUUGAAUUGGCUAGACUAACUUAAUGACAGAGGUUAAAAGUCUCAAAACGUUAAUAAAGUUCUCUUGUAUUCUAAUUAUUACGUUAAUUUUUUAUAAAACCGGAAUACAAUCGCCGUAAUAUCUUCUCUCUGAAAAAAGAAAGUAAAAUAAAUAAUUGUGUGACUUAGAAAGAUCUACAAUAAUCUUCCGCACACAUCCGAGGCAACGAUUUUUAGCUUGUAUGAUAAUGCAACAAAGUUUUGAGACAAAUGUAAAAGCAAACCUUUUUAUUAUGGUAUAAAUGCAGAUCUACGCAUCUUAUCUGUAUUGUCUUUUUAAUUGUUUUAUUACAUUUAUGAUAUAGUUAAUUAAGAUACUACGUAAUAAAUAAAUCACUACAGAGUAUCAAACUCCGUUUCUAUUUACAA